UGAUUUUGUAUCUACGUCUAUUACUACUACUACUACUACUACUACUACUACUACUACUACUACUACUACUACUACUACUACUACUACUACUACUACUACUACUACUACUACUACUACUACUACUACUACUACUACUACUACUACUACUACUACUACUACUACUACUACUACUACUACUACUACUACUACUACUACUACUACUACUACUACUACUACUACUACUACUACUACUACUACUACUACUACUACUACUACUACUACUACUACUACUACUACUACUACUACUACUACUACUACUACUACUACUACUACUACUACUACUACUACUACUACUACUACUACUACUACUACUACUACUACUAAUACCAUUGUUAAUAGUAGUACUGGUAGUAAUUUCCGUUAUUUCAUCUUUCAAUGUUAUUCUAAACAGUUGUCUGCUUUUUAUUUGACCCGUAGUCAGAACCACCGGUCUAAC
Messenger RNA from Schistosoma guineensis, 475 nucleotides. Lineage: Eukaryota; Metazoa; Platyhelminthes; Trematoda; Strigeidida; Schistosomatidae. The record is from the annotation of a GenBank genome assembly.